AUGACGACACUAGCCAAGUAUGAAGAAGAGCGUCAAAAGAGACAACGCUCAGAUGGCCUGGCCCAGUACAUCGAUCCUGCAAAGUCGGAAAAGUUCAAGCAUUAUACAGCCGACCCAUGGGUCGAGGCAGAUCAGAAAAACAGGACACAACCUCGGGCGCUUCCUCCUGUCGCCGAUGGUGGGCACGCCAAGGUCCUCAUCCUCGGAGCAGGCUACGGUGCAUUGUUGUUUGCUGUCCGCCUUCUAGAAACUGGCGUCUUCAAAGCCAAUGACAUCGUCUUUGUUGAUGCUGCCGGUGGCUUUGGGGGCGUGUGGUACUGGAACCGCUAUCCUGGACUCAUGUGCGACGUUGAGAGCGCCAGCUACUUGCCCCUUCUUGAGGAGACUGGUUAUGUCCCCAAAGAUCGGUAUGCAUAUGGCACUGAGCUGAGAGAGUAUGCCGAGCUUGUGGCCUCAAAGUGGAAUAUCCAAGGUCAGGGCCUGUGGCAUUCAACAAUCCGAGAUUCAACAUGGGACGAGACCAAUUCAAAUUGGGUGCACAUCCUGAGCAGGAAGAAAGCUGACGGCCCGGAGGAAACCCUCACUGUACGAAGUGACUUCUACAUUCUCAUCCCUGGCUGGCUGGCGAGACCCAAGCUGCCUAGAAUCCCUGGCCUUCUUGACUUUGGCGGCCACAUCUUCCAUACCGCCCGCUGGGAUUACAACUAUACCGGUGGCUCACAAGCCGAUCAGACUCUGUCCAAUCUCAAGGACAAAAAGGUGGCUUUUCUGGGUACGGGGGCUACGGGCAUCCAGGUUGUUCCGCAGCUCGCCAAAUGGUGCAAAAAGUUAUAUGUCAUCCAACGAACGCCAGCUGCCGUGGAUGUACGCGGUCAGGCCCCCAUCGACCCUGCGCAAUGGUUGCAGGAUACCGCUGAGAAAGAUUGGCAACGCAGACGUCGAGAAAAUAUGGCGGCCCGGCUUUCCAACUACCCAGAUGCCAGGGAGGAUCUGGUAGGUGAUGGCUGGACGUCUUUUCCUUCCUUUUCUGGCCUCGUCGGCGGCCCUGCAUCUGGCAACCUUACGGAAAAGACGGUAGAAGACUACGUCAAGUCCCUUCUUGCAUUAGAUUUUCCUCGUCAGGAGGGUAUUCGCUCUCGUGUUUCUGCAAUCGUGAAAGAUCCCGCUGUGGCUGAGUCCCUGAAGCCGUGGUACCCUGGUUGGUGCAAGCGCCCCUGCUUUCACGACGAGUAUCUCCAGGCUUUCAACAACCCCAACGUCGAGCUCAUCGAUACCGACGGCAAGGGUGUCGAGCUUUGCACCAAGACGGGCCUUGUGGCUGGCGGCAAAGAGUUUGACGUUGACUUGCUCAUUCUUGGGACAGGUUUUGAACCUUGGACGGCAGGUAGCCCAGCCCAUUGUGCCAACGUGACAGUCAAGGGCCGCGGAGGAAUCGACAUGAACCAAAAGUGGAGUGAGGGCGUUGGAACUUUGCACGGUGCCUUCACAAGAGGUUUCCCCAACUUGAUCCUCCCAGGCACGACGCAAGCCGGGCCUACGGUCAAUAUUGUCCACGCUAUGGAUGUCACAGCGCAGCACGUGGCAUAUGUCCUUUCCGAGGCGUCAAGGCAACAGGUCGCCAACGGGAAGAAGAAGAUUCUUGUGGAGCCUACAGCUGAAGGCGAAGCAGAAUGGGUCCUCAAAAUCAUCCGUGGCGCUUAUGCCUUUGGUACUUUGUCCAUCUGUACCCCUAGCUACACAACCAGGGAGGGAGAAAUGGCGAGUAUUCAUACUCCUGAGGAGCAGAUGAAGCUGGCAACUGGGUCGAUGUGGGCCAAGGGAAUGAUUGACUAUACCCAAUACCUGGAGGCUUGGAAGGCGAGUGGAGAUUUGAAAGGUAUUGAAGUUCAUGGUGUCUAG
Messenger RNA from Fusarium falciforme, 1899 nucleotides. RefSeq lists its product as hypothetical. Lineage: Eukaryota; Fungi; Ascomycota; Sordariomycetes; Hypocreales; Nectriaceae. The transcript is spliced from 2 exons. The record is from RefSeq and is a predicted model, not a curated record. Bases 1 to 1899 code for a protein of 632 amino acids.